Messenger RNA from Condylura cristata (star-nosed mole), 513 nucleotides. RefSeq names its product protein phosphatase 3, regulatory subunit B, beta (gene PPP3R2). Gene Ontology annotation, molecular function: calcium-dependent protein serine/threonine phosphatase regulator activity; calcium ion binding. NCBI's taxonomy places the organism in Eukaryota, Metazoa, Chordata, Mammalia, Eulipotyphla, Talpidae. The record is from RefSeq and is a predicted model, not a curated record. The transcript has a single exon. The coding region runs from base 1 to 513 and encodes 170 amino acids.
AUGGGAAAUGAGGCCAGUUACCCAGCACAGAUGUGCUCUCAUUUUGACCACGAUGAAGUUAGAAGUCUGUGCAAGAAGUUUAAGAAGCUGGACUUGGACCAUUCGGGCACAGUAAGCUUGCAGGAGUUCAUGGCUGUACCUCAGCUGCAGCAGAACCCAUUGGUGAGGCGAGUCGUCGACAUCUUCGACAUCGACGGCAAUGGAGAAGUGGACUUAAAGGAAUUCAUCUGGGGCACCUCCCAGUUCAGUGUCAAGGGAGAUGAGCAGCAGAAAUUGAGGUUUGCUUUCAACAUCUACGACAUGGAUAAAGAUGGCUUCAUCUCCAACGGGGAGCUCUUCCAGGUGCUGAAGAUGAUGGUGGGGACCAACCUGACCGAUUGGAAGCUCCAGCAGCUCGUGGACAAAACCAUCAUCAUCCUGGAUAGAGAUGGUGAUGGGAAAAUAUCCUUCGAGGAAUUCAGUGCCGUUGUCAAACACCUGGAGAUCCACAAGAAGAUGGCCUUAAUUAUGUGA